Gymnodraco acuticeps is the source of this 707-nucleotide messenger RNA. RefSeq names its product sorcin-like. Gene Ontology annotation, molecular function: calcium ion binding. The record is from RefSeq and is a predicted model, not a curated record. The transcript has 8 exons. Lineage: Eukaryota; Metazoa; Chordata; Actinopteri; Perciformes; Bathydraconidae. Bases 77 to 622 code for a protein of 181 amino acids.
GAAGUGAAGGAGGAGAAACCGAGCAUUUUCUCACUGUUUUUUUCCUGUUAUCUGUUUUUUUACUCCAUAUUGAAGUAUGGCUUUCCAAGGAUACGGAGCAGCCCCCGGAGGCAUGGCGCAGGAUCCAAUCUACGGAUACUUCACAGCUGUAGCUGGACAGGAUGGACAGAUCUCAGCAGACGAGCUGCAGCGCUGCCUCACACAGUCCGGCAUCGCUGGCUCCUACAAACCCUUCUCCCUGGAGACGUGCAGACUGAUGAUCACCAUGCUGGAUAGGGACAUGUCCAACAGUAUGGGCUUUUCUGAGUUCAAGGAGCUGUGGCAGUCGGUGAACGGCUGGAAGAACACGUUCGCCUCAUACGACCGCGACCGCAGCGGGACGGUGGAGGGACACGAGCUGCAGCAGGCCUUCAGCGCCAUGGGUUAUAAUCUGAGCCCUCAGGCGAUGAGCAUCAUCAUGAACCGCUACAGCGGGCAGGGAAGAAUCGGGUUCGACGACUUCAUGAGCUGCUGCAUCAAACUCCGUGCGCUGACCGAUCAGUUCCAGAGGAGAGACACAACCCGAACGGGCAGAGCCGAGUUUCAGUUUGACGAGUUCAUCCAGGUCACCAUGAACAUAUGAAGCGGGGAAACCUCUCAUCAUGUCUCUCUGCAGUUCAUCCAGGUCACCAUGAACAUAUGAAGCGGGGAAACCUCUCAUCAUGUCU